GUGAACAAACUCAAGGCUAUCAGUGCAUUUCUCCCACAUGCUGGCUGACUGUGGCCUCACAGCAGAGGGCUGCCAGGACCUGGCCUGUGAGCUUAGCACCAACAGGAGCCUGACUGAGCUGGACCUGAGCUUCAACAAGAUCCUGGACACCGGGGCCCAGCACCUUUUCCAGAAGCUGAGAAAGCCCAGCUGCAAGCUGCACCGAAUACUGCUGGUCAGAUGUGGCCUCACAUCUGGCUGCUGCCAGGACCUGGCCUCCAUGCUCAGUGACAGCCCCAGCCUGACAGAGCUGGACCUGAGGCAGAAUGACCUGGGUGACCUCAGCAUGAAGCUGCUCUAUGAAGGGCUUAGGCAGCCCACCUGCCAACUCAGGCUCCUGCGGUUGGCUAACUGCGGCCUCACAGCAGAGAGCUGCCAGGACCUGGCCUGUGGGCUGAGUGCCAACAGAAGCCUGACUGAGCUGGACCUGAGCUUCAACAAGAUUCUGAACACCGGGGCCCAGCACAUUUUUCAGAGGCUGAGAGUGCCCACUGCCAAACUGCAGCACCUGCUGCUGGUCAGAUGUGGCCUCACAUCUGGCUGCUGCCAGGACCUGGCCUCCAUGCUCAGUGACAGCCGCAGCCUGACAGAGCUCGACCUUCAGCUGAAUGACCUGGGUGACCUGGGAAUGAAGCAGCUCUGUAAAAAGCUUGGGCAGCCCACCUGCCACCUCAGGCUGCUGAGGCUGGCUGACUGUGGCCUCACAGCAAAGGGCUGCCAGGACCUGGCCUGUGGGCUCAGCACCAACAUGAACCUGACUGAACUGGACCUGAGCUUCAACGAGCUGCUGGACAUCGGAGCCCAGCACCUCUUCAGGAAGCUGAGAGUGUCCACCUGCAAGCUGCAGCGAUUGCUGCUGAUCAGAUGUGGCCUCACAUCUGGCUGCUGCCAGGACCUGGCCUCCAUGCUCAGUGACAGCCCCAGCCUGACAGAGUUGGACCUGAGGAAGAACAACCUGGGUGACCACGGCAUGAGGCUGCUCUGUAAAGGGCUUGGGCAGCCCACCUGCCAACUCAGGCUCCUGCGGUUGGCUGACCACCACCUCACUGCAGAAGUGUACCUGGACAUGGCCUGUGGGUUGAGUACCAACAGGAACCUGACUGAGCUGGACCUGAGCUUCAACGAGCUGCUGGACAUCGGAGCCCAGCACCUUUUCCAGAAGCUAAGAGUGUCCACCUGCAAGCUGCAGCGACUGCUGCUGAUCAGAUGUGGCCUCACAUCUGGCUGCUGCCAGGACCUGGCCUCCAUGCUCAGUGACAGCCCCAGCCUGACAGAGUUGGACCUGAGGAAGAACAACCUGGGUGACCAUGGCAUGAAGCAGCUCUGUAAAGGGCUUGGGCAGCCCACCUGCCAACUCAGGCUCCUGCGCGUGGAUAUGACCCAGAUGAGUAACAAGGUGAAAAAGAUGCUGAGGGGCCUGAAGCAAAAUAAGCCUCAGCUUGAAGUUGAUCUACAGACAGGGACCACAGGAGGGAUACAGAAAGGUUGGAGGCAGAGACAGACUGAAGCAGGAGGAAGACAAAAACCCACAGGAGUCCUGGACCUGGAUCAGCCCAAGAGUGUUCUGUGUCAUUCCCAGUGCACUGAAGCAGCUUCUUCUGAGAUCUCAAGGAGUAUGAACCCCUCUGUGUACAGGAGGAAAAGACUGAGUUCCCCUAAAGAGGCCCCUGGGACUGAAGAUGACUUCUGGGGCCCCACAGGGUCUGUGGCUCCUGAGAUGGUUGACAAAGACAAGAGUCUGUACCGAGUUCACUUCCCCAUGGCUGGCUCCUACCAUUGGCCCAACAUGGGUCUCCACUUUGUGGUGAGGAGGCCAGUGACCAUUGAGAUUGAAUUCUGUGCCUGGAGACAGUUCCUGGACCAGGUUGUCCCACAGCACAGCUGGAUGGUGGCAGGGCCUCUGCUUGACAUCAAGGCCGAACCAGGAGCUGUGGCUGCUGUGUACCUCCCUCACUUUGUAGAUCUCCAAGGAAAAAAUAUGGACAAAUCCUGGUUCCAAGUGGCCCGCAUGAAAGAAGAGGGGGUAGUCCUGGAGAAGCCAGCCAGGGUGGAGCCCCACUAUGUAGUCCUGGAGAACCCCAGCUUCUCCCCCAUCGGAGUUCUACUGAGAAUUAUCCACGCUGUCCUGCCCAUUCCCAUCACCUCCAAUGUGCUGCUCUACCAUCACCUCCGGCAUGAGGAAGUGACCUUCCACCUCUACUUGAUUCCCAAUGACUGCUCCAUUCGCAAGGCCAUAGAUGAUGAAGAAAAGACCUUCCAGUUUGUGAGACUACACAAGCCACCCCCGCUGAGCUCGCUCUACAUGGGCUCCCGAUACACUGUGUCUGGUUCACAGGAGAUGGAAAUAAUCCCUCAGGAACUGGAGCUCUGCUAUCGGAGCCCUGGGGAAGCCCAGCUCUUCUCUGAGUUAUGUGUUGGCUAUUUGAGGUCAAGUAUAAGGCUGUACACAAGACACAAGGAAGAAGGAACUCUGGUGUGGGAGGCCUUGGUGAAAUCAGGAGACCUCAGACCUGAAGCUACUCUGGUCCCUGCACACCAUACAGACUCACAUUCACCCCCAGAUGCCCCAGCCUUACUGCACUUUGUGGACCGGCAUCGGGAGCAGCUGGUGGCUCAAGUGACUUUGGUGGACCAAGUCCUAGACAAGCUAUAUGGACAAAUGCUAAGUGACGAGCAGUAUCAGAAGGUGCGGGCUGAGUGCACCAAUCCAGCCAAGAUGAGGAUGCUGUUCAGCUUCAGCAGCAGCUGGAACAAGACACGCAAAGAUAAACUCUACCAAGCCCUGAAGGAGUCUGACCCUCACCUGAUUAUGGAUAUCUGGGAGGGGUGGGGCCAUGGAGGAGAACCAUGAGGGCUCCUCACCUGACUGGGAAUUCUGACUCUCCUGAGUGCUUUUAGGAUCUCUGUUUCUUCACCUCUAAACAAAUUGGCCUCUGACCUGCCUUCUAUUAUCAAGUUAUGGAAUGUCAGUGAUGCACUUGCUGGUCAUUACAUGUCCAGGCCCAGGAUUGCCCCGUGGGCACCCAGACUGCCUCCCUUGGCUUCUACAGGCCAGAGGUCCAGGUGGGAUGGCAGCAUCUCAGGAAUGUGCAUGUGCAGCUGGCAGGACACCUGCAAACCUUGUAGAAGCCUCACCCACACUCCCCAUCCAGUGGCCACCACAGCCAGGCUGAGAGUCCUCUCUGUGCCACUGAUAUGUGGGGAGAAUUAGGGAGAAAAUGCAGCUGGUACCUCUACUGGAGACAGACCAUGGAAAUGGACACCUUGUGGGUUUUAAAUGCCUUGUAAAUAGGAG
Phyllostomus discolor (pale spear-nosed bat) is the source of this 3334-nucleotide messenger RNA. Its product is annotated as NACHT, LRR and PYD domains-containing protein 1-like. Lineage: Eukaryota; Metazoa; Chordata; Mammalia; Chiroptera; Phyllostomidae. Gene Ontology annotation, cellular component: canonical inflammasome complex. Gene Ontology annotation, molecular function: protein binding. The transcript has 16 exons. The record is from RefSeq and is a predicted model, not a curated record. Bases 38 to 2890 code for a protein of 950 amino acids. Gene Ontology annotation, biological process: regulation of apoptotic process; inflammatory response; innate immune response.